CCUUAUAAAGAAAAUAAAUAAAUAAACAAAAAAUAAAAAAAUAAAAAAUAAAAAAUAAAAGAAUUAUGAGACCUGAUAUAAUAAAAUUCAUUUUCUUCUCGCUUUGCUUCAUUUCCUUGGCCUGGAUUGUUACAGGAGGAAGAGUGGCCGGUGGAGGAGGAGGAGGAGGAGGAAAAACUGGUGGACCAAAAGGAGGAGCAGUUGCAGCGACGAAGCAAUCGGGUGGCUCCGGCACUUUCAACGUCAAGAACUUCGGCGCUAAAGGCGAUGGAAGAAAUGAUGAUAGCAAAGCUUUCACGGCGGCAUGGAAGGCAGCAUGUGGGUCCAAAGGUCCAGUGAAGCUUUUCAUACCAAAAGGGACCUUCUUAUUGGGUCCCAUUAAAUUCGUGGGUCCCUGCAACACCGUUGAUUCUUUUACCGUCCAGAUGCAGGGUUUCUUGAAGGCAUCCACAGAUCUGAGUAGGUAUGGUUCUUCUGAAGAUUGGAUCGAGUUUGGAUGGGUGGAAGGGUUGACUUUGACUGGAGGUGGUACCUUUGAUGGCCAAGGAGCUGCAUCCUGGCCGUUCAAUAAAUGCCCCACCAAUGUCAAGUGCAAGGUUCUUCCUACAAAUGUGAAGUUUGUUCAGAUGACAAACACAAUAGUGAAGAGCAUAACCUCCUUAAAUAGUAAGUUCUUCCACAUUGCUGUGCUGGACUGCAAGAACUUCAAAGGAAGUGGGAUCAGGAUCUCCGCCCCAGGAAACAGCCCUAACACAGAUGGUAUCCACUUGGAGCGGAGCAGCGAUGUUACCAUCUCCGAUUCUGUGAUUGGAACCGGCGACGAUUGUGUCUCCAUCGGACAAGGCAAUACUAAUGUUCACAUCAAGGGCGUUAGCUGUGGACCUGGUCACGGCAUCAGCGUUGGAAGCUUGGGAAAAUAUCAGGAUGAAGGGGAUGUAACUGGGCUUGUUGUUAGAGAUUGCACGCUCAGUGGGACAAUGAACGGAGUUAGGAUCAAGACAUGGGCCAAUUCACCGGAUUCUAGUGUGGCCUCCAACAUGACCUUUGAGGACAUUGUCAUGAACAAUGUGGCUAAUCCCAUCAUCAUCGACCAGACCUAUUGUCCUUAUAGUACCUGUGAUUCUAUGGCACCAUCACGAGUGAAGUUAAGUGACUUAUACUUCAGGAACAUAAGAGGAACAUCAUCUUCUCCAGUGGCUGUGACAUUGGAGUGCAGCAAAGGGGUGCCAUGUCAGAAUGUGAAUUUUGAGGAAGUUCACUUGGACCUUGCCAGAUCAGGAGGAAACAUCGCCAAGUCAUCGUGUCGCCAUGUGGCAGUCAAAUAUAGUGGAACUCAGAUUCCUCCACCAUGCUCCAUGAAUGCCAAUAUUCACAACUAAGGAAUGGACAUAAUAGUAAUCACUCCUAAUUAAGGGGCCUCUCUCAUUUACAAGGAAGAAGGGAUCAAGAGACGAUGGGUUUACUCAAGCAGCAGCCGUCCUUACCCCUCUUGUGACUUAGGUUCUGUUGUUGGGAAUUUUUGUAAAUUUAUAUGAUACUUAGUUUGUCAUGGUAAGUGUAAUUGUAUCAUACUAUUUUACCUGGUGGGCCCUCCUUUCACUCGAGAGGCUUAGUUGUUGUAAUUUCUAAAUUAAUGUGGCAAGAUCAUAUUAUAAGUA
Messenger RNA from Macadamia integrifolia, 1658 nucleotides. RefSeq names its product exopolygalacturonase-like. Gene Ontology annotation, molecular function: polygalacturonase activity. The record is from RefSeq and is a predicted model, not a curated record. Gene Ontology annotation, biological process: carbohydrate metabolic process. The coding region runs from base 66 to 1379 and encodes 437 amino acids. The transcript is spliced from 6 exons. NCBI's taxonomy places the organism in Eukaryota, Viridiplantae, Streptophyta, Magnoliopsida, Proteales, Proteaceae.